Molecule: messenger RNA, 2319 nt
Organism: Morchella importuna
Lineage: Eukaryota; Fungi; Ascomycota; Pezizomycetes; Pezizales; Morchellaceae
Exons: 5
Coding region: 1-2319 (772 amino acids)
Molecular function (GO): zinc ion binding
Source: RefSeq, a predicted model, not a curated record
AUGGAGCAAUCUCGCCUUGGAGUCUUCUUGAUACUCAUAAUCAUCAUCCUACUCGCCCCCGAUGGCAACUCACCCACACAGCGACAUGAGAUCGACCACAUUAUCGAGAGGGAGAAACUAGAGCUCGAAACACUACGAAACUCGACGUUUGGGAAGCCGGGAAACUUAACUGGUAUCAAUACUGAGAAUGAGUCGGUGUUCCCGUCAGAUCUAGUCAGAGGGCAGGUGCGGAAGAUGAGGGAAGAUGUGAUGGCGGAUUACUUCAGGGGUGAUCACAGUUCAGAGGUCCCGGUCAGAAAUGUUGGGAGCCAAGGGACAAAUAAUGGAAUAGAGAAGGAACUGUUAGCCGAAGUACAGAAAUCGGAUAAUAAUGCUCAGGAAAAUAAAAACAACAAACGUGCUCCUAUAUUGAAUGGGCCAUUACCACUGUAUCGGAACGUGUCAGGAACCUUACACGGAGAAUGGAGCCGCGUGAAGCUUCCGGGACUCCUAAUACCACAGUCGAACAUAACGUAUCAAAAGAAUGUCACUGCCGAUAGUGGGAAGAUUACUUUUAAUAUCGAGGAAAAGGAGCCUGGGAAAGUUCAGGAAGUUGGAAUGACUAUGAUGAUUAAGAACGAAGAGGGUGGCGAUUCGAAAGAAAUUACCUUAUAUGGCGUGCAUUUUACGGACUCUGGAGAGAUGGUUCUGACAACUUCUUCCGAGAGAUUUUCAGGAAUAUUCGCGCUUCCCCACUUUACUCUUACAGACGAAUCAUAUAAUCUUUCCAAAACUCUUCUGCUCUCGUCAAUCUCAACAGCAAUACAAAAGCAAGAGGAUUCAUCGCACUCCAACUCUCCCUGGCAAUCAGGCUCCGACCAGGUCUCUGAUCCACGCUGCGAAUAUAUUGUGUAUAUUCAAUUUCAUCCAAUAGAUACCCCAGAAUUUUCAACUCCUCUCAUGUCAUUCUUUCCAUUUGGGCCAAAUCCGUUGCAAUCGCAACAACCCAUGACGCUAGAAACCAUCCACGAGAUUGAGCAGGAACUACGUCGUCCUACUGGUGCACCUGUUCCACCUGCACCCCCAAUAAUCCUUUCCUCUAUCAUCUAUUCCCCUACAUGUGGGUUCGUUCUUAGCACAAAGGGAUCAGAGGGAUUGAAGGUUGAGAAAUACUAUGAUAAGGCAUCCAAUUUCGCAUUGUGUGCUGCGUCUGUAAUGAUUGUGCAGAUCUGGUUAUUGAUCAGACAAAUGAACGAGAGUAAUACGCCAAGUACGGUUAGCAGAGUUAGCUUUUGGACUAUGGCUAUGAUGAGUGUGGUAGAUGGCUACUUGACUAUAGCAUUUUUAGCAGUUUCUAUCUUUGUGGAUUCAUGUUUUUUGCCGUUGGUUUCAGCGGCAUUCUUCUCUUUUUUGCUGGUUUCUCUCUUUGGUAUGCGCUUUCUAAUGACAAUAUACCGCGUCCAACGGCCCGAACGGCGCGCAAACCCACCAGCUGCUCCAGCGACAAAUACAACGCCAGCCCCUGUCCCAAUAAAUCUCUCUGCUAGUGGGCUUCCAGCCCCUGUAACUGCUGCACCACAAACCCCUGUUGUUCUUCCCCCAAACCAAGAUACCAAUGAUUCCGAUGAUGACGGAAGACAAGACCUCGGGAUGCUGUACUCUCGCUUCUACUUCAUUCUCUUGGGAUCCAUAUUUCUAUCCCUUCACGCAACAUCUUGGCCGCCUUUCUUCAGAAAUAUCUUUAUGAAUAGCGCUGUAAUCUUGGCAAACAGCUUCUGGUUACCACAAGUCUACCGAAAUGUCAUGCGCGGAUGUCGAAAAGCCUUCACCUGGGAGUUUGUGGCUGGGAUGAGCUUUUGUAGGAUCUUGCCAGUGUUAUAUAUUUAUUGCUGGAAAGACAAUAUCUUUUAUAUAGAGCCAAAUUUGAAGACGGCAGCUCUGAUCAUAGGUUGGGUCUGGUUCCAAGUCUGUGCUUUAGUGAGCCAGGAGGUGUUUGGGCCUAGAUUUCUGAUACCAACAAACCUUCUCCCACCGGCCUACGAUUACCACCCGAUCCUCCCCCUUGACGACCUAGAAGCUGCAGAUCCCCAGAUCCCUACAUCGCCAUCCACUGUACCUGGGGCAAGAAUCUUCGAUUGUGCUAUUUGCAUGCAAUCAGUUGAAGUGCCCACAAUUUCCAGUGAAAACGAGGCAGGUAGAAGCGGUGGUGUUGGGUUACUUGGGAGGAGAGGAUACAUGGUCACGCCUUGCAAACACGUAUUCCAUUCGAAUUGUUUGGAGGGAUGGAUGAGGUUCCGGCUGCAAUGUCCGAUUUGCAGAAACCCGUUACCGCCGCUGUAG